AUGUACCCCUCCCCCUCUCCCUCCCCGGCUCCUUCGCCACCCGCCUUCCUCUACCUCAACUCCCACCACCACCAGUCCGGCAGUCAUGGUGGAGGGCCCCUCUCGGGCGGCGGCCAAGGCUCCUCGGCACAGCAGAACCAGGCCGGAGCCUUUGGCCCCAGCGGCUCCGCCGGCUUCAAUCCCGUAGGCCGCUUCCCCCUCCCCGGCUCCGGAUGGCCACCGCGCUCCCAGCACCACGCCCACCACUCGCACCAGCAGAACCCGUCGCUGUCGUCGUUGCCCGGCAGCCUGGGCCACUCGAGCACUGCCUCCGCCAACAAUGCCGGCCCACCCUCAUCGCCCGCCUACGGUGGCCUCUCGAGCAGCCACCACCACCACCAUUCGGCACACGGCCCGCACGGCCUCUCCCAUCUUGCAUCACCGGCCACCCUUCACCCUUCGCAGAACCACCUCGCGUCUUCUAGCGCGUCCAACGCGGCCGCCCACUCCCCGCACUGGCAGCAACAGCUGCACAAAGCAGAGAUCUCGCGGCAGUCGUCCUCGCCGCACCACCACGCACGAGCAGCGGCGCUGGCGGCCCGGAGCGCGACGAGCUCGGCCGUCACAAUUCAGGACCCGAACAAGGGCAUCCACGUGCCGGCCAGCGCGGCGGCCAACGGCCUGUUUGUCGCCAAGAAGGAGACGGCGGCCGGCGGUGGAGGCGGAGGCGGCGCAUCGGUGGCCGCGACCGACGACGGCGGCGUCAACGGCAGCAACGGCGAGGCGGGCGGCAGCGGCAGCCACAAGGGCGGAUCGUCGUCGUCGGCGGCCAAUGGAGCGGCAGACUCCAAGGCCAAGCAGACGUGGACGACGAUCGACAUGGGCGGCCUCAGCCUCAAGAACGUGGCCAACGAGGUGUUCCGCUACUCGUUCCUCACCUCGCUCUUCAUCAACCACAACGCGCUGUCGACGAUCUCGUCGGAGAUUGUCAAGCUCAAGAACCUGACGGUGCUCGACGCGUCGGGCAACAAGCUCAUAUCGAUCCCGCCGGAGCUGGGCAUGCUGACCAGCCUGCGCGAGCUGUUCCUCUUUGACAACAACCUCGUCACGCUGCCGCCGGAGCUGGGCACGCUGCACCAGCUCGAGACGCUCGGCAUCGAGGGCAACCCGCUCAACGAGAACCUGCGGACGCUGGCGCAGCGCGAGGGGACGCAGGCCGUCAUCGCCUACCUGCGCGACUCGUGCCCCGUGCCGCUGCCGCCGCCGGAGCGCGAGUGGAUCAGCAUCGAGCCCGACGUGCCGGCGCAGCAGCGCGACGCCUCGGAGCCCGCCGCGCCCACCGAGUCGUUCAACGUGCUCUCGUACAACGUGCUGUGCGACCGAUACGCCACCGCCAGCAUGUACGGCUACACGCCCAGCUGGGCGCUGUCGUGGGAGUACCGCAAGGAGUUUAUCCUGCAGGAGGUGAUGAGCUACAGCGCCGACGUGUGCUGCCUCCAGGAGGUCGACAUGGAGCAGUACGAGGACUACUUCCUCCACCACCUGUCGCAGCAGGACUACGAGGGCGUCUUCUGGCCCAAGUCGCGGGCGCGGACGAUGCGCGACGAGGAAAAGCGCCACGUCGACGGCUGCGCCACCUUUUUCAAGUCGAACAAGUACCAGCUCAUCGAGAAGCAGCUCAUCGAGUUCAACCAGAUCGCCCUCCAGCGGCCCGACUUUAAGAAGACCGAGGACAUGUUCAACCGCGUCAUGACAAAGGAUAACAUCGCCGUCGUGGCGCUGCUCGAGAACCGCGAGAGCGGCUCGCGCAUCAUCGUCGUCAACGUCCACAUCCACUGGGACCCCGAGUUCCGCGACGUCAAGCUGGUGCAGGUGGCCAUGAUGAUGGACGAGCUCGAGAAGAUUGGCAACCGCUUCGCCAAGCUGCCGCCCAAGCUCAACGUCGCCGAGGGGUUCCCGCCGGCGCCCAAGUACACCGAGGGCAACCAGAUCCCCACGAUCAUCUGCGGCGACUUCAAUUCGGUGCCCCAGAGCGGCGUCUACGAGUACCUCAGCGGCGGCGGUGUCGGCGGCGACCACGAGGACUUUAUGGACCACGUCUACGGCAACUACACGGCCGAGGGCCUCAGCCACGCCUACCAGCUCAAGAGCGCCUACGCCAACGUCGGCGAGCUGCCCUUUACCAACUACACGCCCAACUACGUCGGCAUCAUCGACUACAUGUGGUACAACACCAACGCGCUCGCCGUCACGGGCCUGCUGGGCGAAGUCGACCGCGGCUACCUGAGCAAGGUCGUGGGCUUCCCAAACGCCCACUUCCCCUCGGACCACGUCUGCAUCCUGGCAGAGUACCGCGUCAAGCAUCCCAACACGGCCGGCAGCACCGGGCCAAAGCCGCGCGCCGUCGACUUUGGCGGAGGUGGCGGCGGCGGCGGCGGCGGGCAUCGCGACCGCGAGAGGAACGGCGACCGGCGGUGA
Molecule: messenger RNA, 2457 nt
Organism: Pseudozyma flocculosa PF-1
Lineage: Eukaryota; Fungi; Basidiomycota; Ustilaginomycetes; Ustilaginales; Ustilaginaceae
Exons: 2
Coding region: 1-2457 (818 amino acids)
Biological process (GO): nuclear-transcribed mRNA poly(A) tail shortening
Cellular component (GO): cytoplasm; nucleus; CCR4-NOT complex
Molecular function (GO): protein binding; poly(A)-specific ribonuclease activity
Source: RefSeq, a predicted model, not a curated record